UGCACGCAUUCUUCGGGAUGAUGUCCUUCGUAAAAUUGGUCAAGUGUUUCUUGCUGUUCAAGUUGGUUCAAAGCACAGUCGGAGCUGUUAUUGACCCGGUAGAUCAUGAACCCAACUGGGUUAUGAUCCCAACGGCUUCCGGGAACUUUGUUUGGGUUCAUCGAAAAAUCGUGGAAGCAAAAACCCUCGCCAAACGCGGCCUUACGGAGUCGGACAUCCGGUUCAUCUUCUACUCGCGGACAAACUACACCGGAUACGUCCACAACCUCAACGGUCUCACACUCCUCAGCGGGUCCGUGUUUGACAGCUCUCGACCAACGCGGAUCAUUAUCCACGGGUGGCUCAACAACGGUGAUUCACCACUCAACGAUCACCUGCGGAAAGCGUACCUGUACAACUGGGACUACAACGUAAUCUCCGUAGACUGGUCCGCGUGUUCCAAUGACCUGAACUACAUCUCAGCGACGUCGUGUGUCCGAGUGGUCGGACAGGUCGUUGCCAAGAUGCUGGACUACCUUCACGAGAACAGAGGACUUUCGUUCCGAGAUGUGUACCUGAUCGGGCAUAGUUUGGGAGGUCACGUGGCAGGGAUCGCCGGGAAGUUGGUCCAAGGAGGACGGAUAGCUACGAUAGUGGCGUUGGAUCCGGCCUUGCCGCUGUUUUCAAUUAGGAAGCCGGAGAAUCGUGUCGCCGAGGACGAUGCGGAGUACGUGCAGGUUAUCCAUACCAAUGGAGGGCUUUUGGGGUUUUUGGAGCCCAUUGGAACGGCGGAUUUUUAUCCGAACGGAGGGAGGAGCCAGCCGGGAUGUGGGUGGAAUUUGUUAGGAAUCUGCUCCCACGCCCGCGCCUGGCAGCUCUUCCUCGACUCCCUGCUGGAAGCGGACGAGUACCUGAUGGCCGAACCAAUCGCCUCGCUCGAUGACAUCCAGUCGCUGGGGGUGAACCGGAUUAGCCGGGCCAAGCUCGGCGGUGAACCGGCCGCAAUGGCGUACGGGCUGUACUACAUUUACACGAAUGCCGAGAGUCCAUACUUUGGCCUUCCAGUGGUGGAGGAUGAUUUUAGGUGA
Molecule: messenger RNA, 1067 nt
Organism: Culex quinquefasciatus (southern house mosquito)
Lineage: Eukaryota; Metazoa; Arthropoda; Insecta; Diptera; Culicidae
Product: phospholipase A1
Exons: 2
Coding region: 18-1067 (349 amino acids)
Biological process (GO): lipid metabolic process
Molecular function (GO): lipase activity
Source: RefSeq, a predicted model, not a curated record